AUGGAGAGGGGAAAUCACACGGUGACCGAAUUCAUCCUGCUGGGCUUCACAACAGACCCCACGAUGCAGCUGGUCCUGUUUCUCCUGUUCCUGGGAGUGUACUCACUGACCUUGCUAGGAAACAGCACCCUCAUCGUACUGAUCUGCAAUGAUGCCCGGCUCCACACACCCAUGUAUUUUUUCAUUGGAAAUCUGUCUUUUCUGGAUCUGUGGCUAUCCACGGUCUACACCCCGAAAAUCCUAGUGACCUGCAUCUCUGAAGACAAAAGCAUCUCCUUGGCAGGUUGUGUGGCCCAGUUCUUCUUCUCCGCUGGACUGGACUAUACUGAGUGCUACCUGCUGGCCGCCAUGGCCUACGACCGCUAUGUGGCCAUUGCAAAACCCCUGCUUUAUACCCAGGCCAUGUCCAUAAAGCUAUGUAUAUUUUUGGUAGCAGCUUGCUAUCUUGGAGGCUUCACUAACUCUUCCAUCAUCACCAAGAAGACCUUUUCCUUUGACUUCUGCAAAGACAAUGUCAUUGAUGACUUCUUCUGUGACCUGCUUCCCCUAGUGAAGUUGGCCUGUGGCAGGAAGGAGGGCACCCAGGCUCUGAUGUACUUCCUGUUGACCUCCAACGUCAUCACGCCCCUCGCCCUCAUCCUGGCCUCCUACCUCUUCAUCAUCGCCGCCAUCUUGAGGAUCCGCUCCACCCAGGGCCGCCUCAAGGCCUUCUCCACAUGCUCCUCCCACCUAGUCUCUGUCACUCUGUACUAUGGUUCUAUCCUCUACAUCUACUCUCGCCCCAGUUCUAGCUACAAUCUUGAGAGGGACAAGAUGGUUUCUACAUUUUAUACCGUGUUAUUUCCCAUGUUGAAUCCCCUGAUCUAUAGUCUGAGAAAUAAGGAUGUGAAAGAAGCUGUCUAUAAAUUCUUCAAAUAG
Messenger RNA from Chinchilla lanigera (long-tailed chinchilla), 918 nucleotides. RefSeq names its product olfactory receptor 1013-like. Gene Ontology annotation, molecular function: odorant binding; G protein-coupled receptor activity; olfactory receptor activity. Gene Ontology annotation, biological process: G protein-coupled receptor signaling pathway; sensory perception of smell. The record is from RefSeq and is a predicted model, not a curated record. Gene Ontology annotation, cellular component: membrane. The transcript has a single exon. Lineage: Eukaryota; Metazoa; Chordata; Mammalia; Rodentia; Chinchillidae. The coding region runs from base 1 to 918 and encodes 305 amino acids.